CAGCGGCGGUGGAGCUGGAGGUGGAGGUGGAGGACCUUCCAUACAGACUCAGCGUGGAGGACACGUCCAGCAUGGUGCACCUCGCAGUCUGGUUCCUUCUGCUCGGCUCGGUGCGGUGGCGUCCCAGCCGCGGUGCUGCAGGUCACUCUCUGCCCGGCUGCCUCUUGCAGCUGGAGCAUAAGUGCGGCGAUGGUUCGUGCAUCCCGAGGUCGACGUUGUGCGAUGGACGCGCAGACUGUGAGGAUGGUUCGGACGAACAACACUGCAGUCAUGUGUGGUGUAACAAAGAUGAAUUCACAUGCCGCAGCAGACGGUGCAUAUCCACACGUUUCUUAUGCAACGGCGUUGACGACUGUGGCGACGGCAGCGACGAGGCAUCCUGCCAGAUCUGCACCACGGGCCUCUUCUCCUGCGGUCCGUUUGACGUUUGCCUGGCCAGUGACAAGCUGUGUAAUGGACGGGCCGACUGCAAGGACGGACGGGAUGAGACCCCGGAGCUGUGUGGGUGGACCCAGCCUCGGCCACAGAGCUCUCGCACAUGUGCAGCUUCCGAGUUUCCGUGUGGAGACGGGCGGUGUAUCAGCCAGACCUGGAGGUGUGACCACGCACCCGACUGCUCUGACGGCAGCGACGAGGACAGUUGUGAUCAGAAUGAGUGUCUGGUAAACAACGGGGGCUGCUCUCAUGGCUGCGAGGACCUGAAGAUGGGUUUCGUCUGCCACUGCCCGGAGAACAUGAGGCUGGUCGGGGACAGUCAGUGCGAGGAGGAGGACACAUGCCUGAAGACUGAUGUGUGCGAUCAACUGUGUGUUCACGUGAACGGCAGCUUCGCCUGUGACUGCCUUGAGGGCUACAGCAUGAAUCCAACCACCAGAGAGUGCAAAGCCAAAGGAAAUCAGGCUGAGGUGGUUUUCAUCUCCUCUAAAGGAGCACAAUGGAUGAGCGUGACUGGCACAGAGCACAGGGAACUGGCCCCACAUUUAUCAGGGCCGGGGCCUGUGGCGGCUUUGGCCUCAAACCGCACACUGUACUGGGCCCGGCGAGGACGAGGCGCUAUAUACAGGGUCUCCAUGGAUGGAAAACCACAGGAUGCCACAUUGCUGCUGAAAGUUAAAGGUUCGGUGUCGGGCCUGGCUGUGGACUGGAUCCACCAGCUCCUCUACUGGUCCGGCGUGGAGAGUGGUUCGGUGAACGUCGGCCUGCUGGAUGGUUCGACACAGCGUCCGCUCAUCACAGGCCUGGACAAACCUUCUGCUGUGGCUGUGGAUCCUCUCAGAGGGUUUCUCUUCUGGGCUCAAUGUGGCAGCUUCCCGAAGAUCGAGAGAUCUGGCUUGGACGGCCGUGACACUGUGGCCCUGGUCACUUCCUCGAUACGCUGCCCUGGUGCCCUCUCUGUAGAUAUGCCUCGUCAGCUGCUGUACUGGGCUGACCAGAGAAGCAUCUCCAGAGUAAAUUUUGAAGGCCGUGAUCGUAAAACAGUGGUAGAGUCUAAUGGUUAUCUGGACCGACCCUUCGGACUGGCUGUGUUUGAGGGUUUUGUGUAUUGGAGUGAAGAAGUCACGCACUCCAUCUGCAGAGCAAACAAGCACAACGGCAGCCAACUUCGAGCACUGCUGACAAACGUAACGUCGCCGGGGGGUGUGGUCGUGGUUCAGCCCGUCCUCCAGCCCCAUGGAUGGUCUGUGUGUGGACGUGCCGGGGCGGUGUGCCGGCACGAGUGUGUGGUCGACCUGCUGCCCGAGAGUCCACAGUUCAGCUGCGUUCUUCAAGACACUGGACAAAAUGAUUCUCAAGAAACUCCUGCUGUCUCUCGCUCUGUUCCUGCCUCGAGUUUAUCUGAUCCGGCAUUCACCGGAAUCCUCUCCCUCAUCAUUUUUCUCAGUUUGCUGCUGGUGGGGAUUGCUGUGUGGUGGUGGAAAGAGGAGUUCAGUCCAUCCAGGCCUCUCACUGUGCAGAGUUUCUACCUCAACGAAUCUCAGGACCCGCUCAUCAUCCAGGGGCGAAGGAAACUCGGCUAUAAGCUGGCCUUGGACGGGGAACGAAGAAAGUGUGACACAGACGACCAGCUGACCGGGCUUCACCUGGUGCUUCUCAACCCCCCGGACCGAACGACCUGACGGCGAACUCGGCGGAUCACAACUCCCCCUGGAGGUUAAAUCUCCGGAGAGGUGACCUGGUGGUAGAUGAGUGAGAUCGGAAAGGGGAAAGUCCUUUGAACACUCAUUCCUGUUGUACCUUCUGUUCUGGAGGAGUAUUACAUUCAGCCCUUUUACCUCUACUGUAGAUUAUCCUUGUUGUUUAAUGCCAUUGUCAAUUUUGAUUCUGAAACAGGUCAACAAGCAUUCAUCUAUUUAUUUGUUUGUGUUAAAUAUUAAUAUGGAUAAAAUAUUUGGCUUAAUUUUUAAAGCAUAAAAUUCUCAAAGAUGACCAAUGGAAAAAGAAUCCGUUCGGAUUAGAGAUUAAUUUAUUAGUUGACUGAUCGAUAGAUCUUCAACGAACUGAAAUGAAUUUGCAUAUUUUCAUGACUGAUUAGCUGAUUUCAGAUGAGAUUUUUCAGCUUUUCUUUCAAAUUUGAGAGUAAAAUGAAAUUAUCUUUGGGUUUUGCACUGUGGAUCAGACAAAACAAGCAGUUAGUGUUCUGCUGGGAGUGGUGACAAAUUAAUUUCACUGUUCUCUAGAGUGUCAUAGAGGGAAAGAAUCAUUGAGGAAAAUAAUGACUCGUUACAAUUCCACUUUAUUUUUUGUCACUUUACUUUUUACGAUUGAUUGGAGUAGUUGUGAAUAGUAGAAUCUCCUUCUAACAAAUAUGUUUAGUUCUUGACCUUCAGGUUUGUCAGUAUUCAAUUCAAUUCAAAACAACUUUAUUUUCCCCCGGAGGGAAAUUCUAUGAAACUGUAAUCUGUAAAAAAGAAGCUUUAUUGUUUUAAAAACUUUGCCCAAUUAAGGAAAAUCAUUCUACACUCUCCCAAAAGUGCACUUGACUGAGAAAAUGUUCUUUAUUUUUAUUACAGUGUAAGAAUACUCUCUAUUUAUUUUACACAUGGCCUUAAUAUUUUGUGUGCAAACUGCUGCCUUUGUACAAUAUUCAUCCAUCAAUUCAAAGUAUUUAUGUAAACUGAACUUUUAAAGGUCAAUGAAUAGAUGAAAACACUGGGUUUUACUCUCACUGGGAUUUCCUCAUCUGGAGUUGUGGCAAAAUAGCAUCCUUCGGUUUCAAUUAUCCAUCAGAGGAGGAUCUGGUACGGCUUUUCUUAUAGUUUUUACUGAAUACUACUGAAACUGCUUCGGCUUGUCCUCUGUCAGAGGAAGGGACAGGUAAUCAAGGUUAAUUGUUUUUUUGUUUUUUUUUGUCUUUGAAUGUCGGGAAAUGCGUGAUGCUGAUAUCAAGUCCACCUUCCUCCAUCUCUGCAGCCCGGCCUCUGUAGCUUCAUAUCGACUGUGCAGACAUGAGAGAUGUAACAAUCUUCUUUUCUAACUGUAAGAAAGUAAAUCAGCGUCUUCCCCACAUUUCAAACUAUUGCUUUUAAAGAAAUAAAAAAAAUAUGAAGUGUAGCUUGUUCAGAGACAAUAACACUGUACGUGUAGUCAGUGUUAGGAGUUUGAGUAGAGAGACAUGGGAACAAAUGUGUGUGUUUUGGUUAAAUGUCUCCUAGAGGUUUUGAUUUGCUCGUGAAUGUUUGAUGGACGUAACUUGUCUGAUGUCCAGUCUCCUUGUGUUCUUUUUUUUUUCUGAAGAUUCUGUAUGAGUGCUCAAACGGUGUGAGUUUCGCUGUUGGUAUUUAUUUCAAAGGAAGAGUUUUAUUUAUAUUUGGGCGGCUUCACAUUCAUUGAUGAACUGUGUUUGCGCCACGUGGGAUUCGCUUGAAUGAUGAAAUUCACAAUGCACAUGAAAUAAAUAUCGAAAGUAUUUCA
Pleuronectes platessa (European plaice) is the source of this 3912-nucleotide messenger RNA. RefSeq names its product very low-density lipoprotein receptor. Bases 72 to 2117 code for a protein of 681 amino acids. Gene Ontology annotation, molecular function: protein binding; calcium ion binding. Lineage: Eukaryota; Metazoa; Chordata; Actinopteri; Pleuronectiformes; Pleuronectidae. The transcript is spliced from 13 exons. The record is from RefSeq and is a predicted model, not a curated record.